AUGUCGCCUGUCGCCGCUGAACGCGCUCUGCUGCUACCACUUAUGCAGGCGCGCCAUAGCUCGCAUUCGCCCAUGGGCACGCCGGCGGCGGCGCAGCGCAAGAAGGUCACCAUCAACACCCUACAGGCACUACACCGUAAGAAUGAGCCUAUCACCAUGCUCACCGCCUACGACUUCCCCUCUGCACACCUCGCGGAUCAUGCCGGCGUAGACGUCGUCCUUGUUGGAGACAGUCUUGCCAUGGUUGCCAUGGGUAUGGAGGACACAAGCGAGGUCACGGUUGAGGACAUGCUGGUGCACUGUCGCUCUGUCGCGCGCGCAACGAAGUCUGCUUUCACCGUCGCCGAUUUGCCUAUGGGUUCUUAUGAAAUCGCCCCUGAGCAAGCCCUUGAGACUGCCAUUCGCAUGGUCAAGGAGGGUCGUAUGCAGGGCAUCAAGCUUGAGGGUGGCAUCGAGAUGGCACCCACAAUUGCCAAGAUCACUCGCGCCGGCAUCCCCGUCCUCGCUCACAUCGGAUUGACGCCCCAACGCCAGAACGCUCUCGGCGGCUUCCGUGUGCAAGGCAAGUCCACGGCCGGGGCCCUCAAGCUGCUGCAAGACGCCCUUGCGGUCCAGGAGGCCGGUGCCUUCGCCACGGUGGUGGAAGCCGUGCCUGCCGAGAUCGCGGCACUGGUGACGAAACAAUUGAGCAUCCCGACCAUCGGCAUUGGCGCCGGCAACGGCUGUUCCGGUCAGGUUCUCGUCCAGGUCGACAUGCUGGGUAACUUCCCGCCCGGCCGCUUCAUUCCCAAGUUCGUGAAGAAGUACGGUAGCGUGUGGGAAGAGAGCAUGCGCGCCAUUACCGAGUACAAGAACGAGGUCAAGUCGCGUGCUUACCCUGCCCCUGAGCACACGUACCCGAUCGCUAAGGAGGAGGUCGCCGAAUUCGAGCGAUUGAUCGCGGAGAAGGUGGAAGGGAAUGCGAAGGCUGCGUGA
This is a messenger RNA of Lasiodiplodia theobromae, 975 nucleotides long. RefSeq names its product 3-methyl-2-oxobutanoate hydroxymethyltransferase. NCBI's taxonomy places the organism in Eukaryota, Fungi, Ascomycota, Dothideomycetes, Botryosphaeriales, Botryosphaeriaceae. Gene Ontology annotation, molecular function: 3-methyl-2-oxobutanoate hydroxymethyltransferase activity; magnesium ion binding. The transcript has 2 exons. The record is from RefSeq and is a predicted model, not a curated record. The coding region runs from base 1 to 975 and encodes 324 amino acids. Gene Ontology annotation, biological process: pantothenate biosynthetic process. Gene Ontology annotation, cellular component: mitochondrion.